AUGAAUAUAACAAUUAUAGUAUUAAUUACAAUUCUUCUUAUUGCACAAGGAAAAAGACACAUAAUAGAAAAUAAGAUGCAUAAGAAGCAAUAAUUGGAGGGAGGCAUUAGUUGGGAAUCUCCAGAGAGUUUCCACAAUGAUGAAGAUUAUUAAAAAGCAAUUGAAAAGGCAAGACAUGAAUUCCAUCAAGUGUGUCAUUUAUCAGUUGAUAUCACUUGGGUUAGAGUCGACAAGGUGGGUUUCCAGAUUGUGGCAGGAGUAAUGUGGUGGGUAUGAGAUCAGUUUGAUUAUGUAAUUUAGUUAGAAGUUGAAUUGAGUGACGAUAAAGUGUAUGAGAUGAAGGUGUAUUAAGAAUUAGAAGGAACUUUUAAGUUAGUAGAGUGUUCCAAAUGACAU
Messenger RNA from Paramecium octaurelia, 396 nucleotides. Lineage: Eukaryota; Ciliophora; Oligohymenophorea; Peniculida; Parameciidae. The record is from the annotation of a GenBank genome assembly.